Messenger RNA from Monopterus albus (swamp eel), 3978 nucleotides. Its product is annotated as N-terminal EF-hand calcium-binding protein 1-like. The transcript is spliced from 12 exons. Gene Ontology annotation, biological process: regulation of amyloid precursor protein biosynthetic process. Gene Ontology annotation, molecular function: calcium ion binding. The record is from RefSeq and is a predicted model, not a curated record. Bases 294 to 1364 code for a protein of 356 amino acids. Gene Ontology annotation, cellular component: Golgi cis cisterna; endoplasmic reticulum; cytoplasm. Lineage: Eukaryota; Metazoa; Chordata; Actinopteri; Synbranchiformes; Synbranchidae.
CAUGUGUGUUUGCGCGUGCGUUUGGACCACCAGAUGGUGCAUUCCUCUGACUUUUAUGAAUCGGUGCUGCUGCCUCCGCUGGUCGUGUAGAGGCGGAGUUUUUCUGUCGACGUGCAGGCGUUGGGCAGCAGGCAGAGGGCAGCAGGCUGGGUGCAUCUCGUCCCGACUGGAUCACAGGGCCAAACAGCAUCAUCAUCCUCUAUCCACCCUGACGAGGACAGCCUCUCCGGGAGCUCAGAGGGACGCUGCAAUCUGAUCAGAAAAACGGCAGAAAUCGCAUCAGGAACGACAAGAUGCUGGCCUGUACAGAGAUGAUCACCAUGUGUCUCCAGUCUGCCAAGCACGAACACUUCAGAAAGCAGCUUGACCACAAUCAAAAUCGAGGCAUCGCUCUCUUCCAUGAUAUUUUCCGCCGGGCAGACAAAAAUGAUGAUGGCAAACUGUCCUUGGAGGAGUUCCAGUCGUAUUUCACUGAUGGUGUCCUCACUGACGAGCAGAUGCAGGAGCUGUAUUACUCCAUCGACAGGCAGCAGACAGACAACCUAGACAUAGACACGCUCUCAGAAUACUUCACUCCACAUCUGGGAGAGUAUAUCAAUGUGCUGUCUGCUCUGGAAAAGCUGAAUGUGGCCAUUUUGAAGGCCAUGGACAAUACAAAAGAGGAGUACCAGAAGUCAUCAGUGCUGGGUCAGUUCGUGACACGCAUCCUGCUGAGGGAGACCUCCACCCAGCUGCAGUCCCUUCAGUCAUCCCUGGAUUGUGCUAUGGAGGCUGUUCAUGACCAAGGCUGUACAGGGAGGAUACUGGAGAAGCCCCAGGACUUGGCUGUCCAAAGGACGGCCAAACGCCCUGGCCGACGCAUCCAGAAGAACAUGUGUCUCUCCCCUACCGACCCCUACUCUGGCAUGCUCACCACAGGAGUCAGCGUGGAGCCAGAUAACCACUGGGGCACCCAAAUCACCCAGCUCGAGGAACUCAUAGACAAACUGGAGUGUGAGAGUCCACAACUUGAACCUCUUAAAGAAGACACAUUGGCAGGGACGUAUAAAUCAAACAUUCUUCUAGUCCAAAGACAAAUGUCUGUGAAGGAGAGAGAUGUUGAGCAAUUUCAGCAAGCUCUCAAAAUCUACACAGACGCCACUAGCAGCCAGCUAAACAACCUACAUGUUUCAGUUCAGAACCUGCCGGACAGAUCAUGCUUCAUCAUGUAUGAAUUUUGGCAGGAUCGCCUCUCCUGGAUGAGCUACCUGCAGUCGUCCAUCAGUAAGACUUUCCAGCGCUGCAUUAUCGACUCACUGGAAGAGCCAGAGAUGGUCUCCACCAUGCUGCUCCCAGCCUCAUGGUGGAUUAUGAACAACAACUGACAGAGCAAAGCUGCUGCUACUCAACACAGUUAAAGCAGGAGCAUCUGUAUGGUUGUUUCUUCAUUUUUUGGUAUUUGACAUCCACUUUUUUCUUGAUAGCAUGACCAGGAUUGUUUUUGCAAAGCUUUGCUCCAGGGUUAUAAAUAUAAGAGUGCUUGGAUAAAUCAGUUAGUAGUGAAACAAACUAAAACCUUGGUGAGAAAGAACUGAGGCAAUGCAAUAUUUUAUUGUGUGAUCAGGAACUGUGUUAAGAUUCAUUUCACAGUACUGGCACUUUUCUUGCUUCUGAUUUAAGAGACACAUAAGAAAUUAAAAACAAAGAUUUGCAUGAUUUCUUAUUUCUCUGUGCUCUUAUUAUUUCAAUCAAAGCUACAUCGUAGAGUAGAAAUAAUGUCAAAAUGGCACAAAAAAGAAACACAUGAAUAACAGCCAGUCUGUCCAUCCAUCGCCAUCUUAUCAUGCCUUCUUCAUUAAAAACAAAAUCAGAAAUUGUGGUAGGAAUAACCUGCAUUUUCCCUUGUUCUUGCUGUGAUAUUGUGCUUUGCUGUCUUCUUCGAAAGUUUACUACCAGGCAUCUUUUUACUAAAGGGUUACACAGCCAUUAGAUAGAACAGAGUUAAUGAAUGCUUAUGGUCUGCAUAUAAAGUUUUGUCACCCGUCAGUCACUCCUGCACUUUAGAAAAAUACGAAACAUGGAUCUUAUUGUAAAGAAUGGACAUUUAUUGUAGACUGUCUAUUGAAAAUGUAGAAUUAACUGUUGUUAACAAGCCAAGAACUGCACUCGAGUGUAGUACGACAUUAGUGGACGAUAACAAUCUACCAAAUAAUUGUGAAGUUUAUUAGUCUAGAAGUAAAACUCAGAAGCCAUUACUUUACAUUUGCAGUGUGUAAUCACAUGAGUGCAUAGGUAAAACACACAUACAGUAAAUAGAACUUUAUAUUUUGAGUACAGCAGUAAAGCAGAAACUAUUCUGUGUAAUGACAUUAAAACAAAGUUUGUUGAGAUCAUGUACAGUCGCUAAUGAACGCUGUGAGGUUUAAGUAACAGUGGUGUAACCUUGAUAAAUGUACAGUCUGACAGUAUUCUGAGCAUCAGUCGAUCUGAUAAUGCAAGGAAUGAAUGUGUUCAAUCUUUCGUUGAACUAUUUAUCACUUCUUUUAUGAAGAAUAUAAAUUUGUUAUGUGGAUGUUAUAUUUGUUUUCUGGCAUGAAAUAAAGUUUAUGACAUGAUGACGACAUAAAAACUUAAAACUUGUCUCUGUUUAAGAUGAGUGAAAUGUUUAGACUAAAUAACAGCUAAUAGCAAGACUGAAGUGACCCAUAUACCGAGCAGUCACUCUGUAUUGAGUUUACUGUAUGUUUACAUCUAAAGUCAGCCUCUCUUCUUUUUACACAGUACACGGUUAAAUGAUCAAGAGUAAAUAAUGGCUUAAUUCUUACUUGUUUUGAAGCAUUGUAAAACUGACUUUCAGCUUUAUAAUUGUAUGAAAAUCCAUGUGAAAGAGCCAUCAAAGAAACUUGGUAAAAGGAACUAAUGUUUUUUCUUGGCUGAAUAUGACAAGACUGAAAUACCUUGUACAUACUGCAUAAGUGCAUGAUAUCAGCUGCUGGAACCUUUGAAAAAAAAGGAAGCCAUUUCAUGCAAACCUUGGCUGAAUCUGGUGGAAUUAACUGGUUCUCACUCUUCAAAGCCAACUGGCUCUUUUAAUUCAUUCCUUCUGUUUGAAGACAGCAUAAAACAGUUCUAACUUUAAAAUGUUUUACAGCCGCAGCAGCUGACUCCCGUUCGCAGUCAACAUCCAUAAGUAUUCAGAUAUUCAAAAUAUGCAAAUAUAAUGUUACCUCACAUUAUUGUUAGAUAAUAUUAGAUUGAUAAAAGUAUUUCUCUUAAUUGGAUGUUUGUCUGACAUGUCUGCUGUUGUCUCACCAGGCACAUACACUUUCCAAGUCCCUAUAGAGUUAAAGUAAUAUAGAGAGGUGUUGGAAACUGUAGAAAGUGAAGAUGGUGAAGGCAGGAGGCCAUUUACAGCUGCAACCUCUCAAGGAGAAAUUCUGCUACUUCAGAUCUCACACCCUAAUCCCUUGUUGCUGCUAUUUUCUGCUCUGUGACAGCAGGGCUCCUACUGGGAUGUCAGGGCCAAAACAACCGCCAGGUAUGUGGGCUAGAAAACAUCUAACAUUACAUUUGAGUACUGCUCAUGUUUUAUGAGGCAAAAAUAUAGCAGCCAGCUGUUUUGUCAGAGGCUUCCAAUCUACAUAAAGGAUGCAAUGUAUGUAGGUCCACCAAAAUCAUUUAUUGCAUAUUUGUGUUAUGCAUUGCAAAAAAAGAUUAGGUUUAAUAUGUGAAUAACAGAGGUAAGAGGUUCAAUUUGCUGUUUGCACUAACCUCCUCCAUGCUCCCUCAGAGAAAUGUUAGAGAUGUUUGCUUGUGUUCUAUCUUGGGCGUCAGCUGGCAGAAAAAUGAUGAUACAAACUCAAUUUAAUCUAUCAUAUUUGUUCUUCAAAAAGCAUUAGCCAUUCAUUUGUAGGAUAUAUACUGGUACUGCAUGUUGUGUUUGUGCCACUGCUGGACUGUGUUCCUGUUGUCUCAUAAAUUAUUGUAUUCUCAUGGUUA